AUGGUUGAAGAGGGUGAUGCAACUCCGAAAAUCGCCCGUUACUCGUGUGCUUUUUGUGAAAAAUCAUACGAAACUCGUCAAGCACUAGGAGGACACCAACGUGGUCACAAACACGAACGAAAUGCCAUACGAGGGAUUAAACCUAGGUCAAUCCCUCGUCAUCCAAGGGGAAAAAUGAGUUUUAUCACAGGAACUUGUAAGGUAGAUAUGGAAAAUAUCAAUUCAUGGAAAAUACCAAAGAGAGAUGAAGUAAAAGAGACUGACCAUGAUCAAAAUGGUGCAAAAUCUGAAUUUAAAUUUGUUUUGCUUCCCAUGACAAAUGCUCAAAUCAAUGGAUUUGGGAGUCAUCAAAUUCCUAGGACCGAAAUUGACUUUGGUCUAGUUUCAAAGAGGCGUGCUAAUAAUGAUUCUCAUGAUGAUGGCAAGGACACUAAUUUCCAUUUAGUUGAUUAG
Lathyrus oleraceus (garden pea) is the source of this 453-nucleotide messenger RNA. RefSeq lists its product as uncharacterized. The coding region runs from base 1 to 453 and encodes 150 amino acids. Lineage: Eukaryota; Viridiplantae; Streptophyta; Magnoliopsida; Fabales; Fabaceae. The record is from RefSeq and is a predicted model, not a curated record. The transcript has a single exon.